GAUGAAAUUUGAAGACUUCAAAGUGCAUUUUGAUAAAGUUGAGAUCUGCAACCUGACUCCAGAUGCCCUGGAAGACAACAUUGCCCACAAGUGGGAGGUGACCAUCCACCAGGGGAGCUGGGUCCGGGGGUCCACCGCAGGAGGAUGUAGAAAUUUUCUAGACACUUUCUGGACAAAUCCACAAAUCAAGCUGCAUUUGACAGAGACAGACGAUGGGCAAGACGACUGCACGUUCAUAGCAGCGCUGAUGCAAAAGGAUCGCCGUAAGCUCAAGAAGCUUGGUGCUGAAAUGCUAACCAUCGGCUACUCUAUUUAUGAGAGCCCUGGCAGAGAUGGACACUUGGGCAAAGACUUCUUCAGGUACCACCCCUCCAAGGCCAGGAGCAAAACCUACAUUAACUUAAGGGAAGUAUCGAACAGAUUCAAGCUGCCACCAGGCGAUUAUGUUCUUGUUCCUACCACUUUUGAGCCGCACCAGGAGGCAGAUUUCUGCCUGAGGAUUUUCUCCGAGAAGAAGGCCAUCACUGAGGAUCUGGAUGAAAAUGUUGCCAUUGAUCUCCCUGAGCCUCCAAACCCAACUCCAAGCCCACAAGAAACUGAAGAAGAAAAGCAGUUCCGGGCACUGUUUGAGCAGAUUUCAGGAAAGGACAUGGAGAUAGCUGCAGAAGAACUCGAAUAUGUUCUGAAUGCUGUAUUAAAAAAAACAAAGAACAUCAAAUUCAAGAACUUAAGUCUAAUUUCAUGCCGAAAUAUAAUUUCUCUUAUGGAUACCAGCGGCAACGGGAAAUUGGAAUUUAGUGAGUUCAAAGUUUUCUGGGAAAGAAUGAAGAAAUGGAUAAAUAUCUUUCUUCAAUUUGACUUUGAUAAAUCUGGCUCCAUGUCCUCCUAUGAGCUUCGCAGUGCUCUUAAAGCUGCAGGAUACCGACUCAACAACUACCUGCUGCAACUGAUUGUCCUCCGAUACUCCAAUGAACAGUUCCAGAUUGAAUUUGAUGAUUUUCUGAACUGCUUAGUUCGCUUAGAGAAUGCAAGUCGAGUAUUCCAAGCACUGAGUGUGAAAAACAAGGAGUUCAUUAACCUGAAUAUAGGCGAGUUCAUCAACUUGACUAUGAACAUCUGAAGAAGUCUGACUUGGAUGCUGGGAGUCUCUUGCGACAUUGCUGCCAAGAUUUCUGCUGCAACAGCUGAGGUCCCCUUCACAUGCAAACUUUACCAGGAGAUUUCGUGUGGAGGAACAUGCAUGCUGCCCACCUUUUCUGUUCUCCAGCCCUGUUGAUGAGUUCAACAGUCAGAUCACGUUUUGUUUUUAUUUUUUGGUAAAGCCUGAUACUGGAUUUGUUACUGCGAGAGGCAUUUGGACGGGGCACAUAUGCCUCUCAAGCAGACUGAAACUGAUGUCCCUGAGUGACCACAGGUUUUUAUGAAAUAGGAUUGUGUUUAGUUUCAGUACAGCACAGACUACAGUCAUUAAAAGUCUUUAUUGCUGCUUGGCUACAGAUUACUGUAAGGUGCUUUUGAAAAUACAAGGUUGCG
Molecule: messenger RNA, 1533 nt
Organism: Tauraco erythrolophus (red-crested turaco)
Lineage: Eukaryota; Metazoa; Chordata; Aves; Musophagiformes; Musophagidae
Source: RefSeq, a predicted model, not a curated record